This is a messenger RNA of Parascedosporium putredinis, 381 nucleotides long. NCBI's taxonomy places the organism in Eukaryota, Fungi, Ascomycota, Sordariomycetes, Microascales, Microascaceae. The record is from the annotation of a GenBank genome assembly.
AUGUACAGCUUUCUUGCCUAUCAUUACGCAUGUUGGUCAUACGGUAUCCUCCCCGGAAUGCCUCCGCGUGCCUCGCCGAGCGCGGGUGCCCGCUACAUCCUGGGCGCCUGCUCCUCGCUUCGAUUCGGAGAAAUGGACUGCGUUUUCGAGUGGCUUGAUAGCCUCAUGAGGCGGAGGCUAGGAGCAUGGCUGGACGUUUAUAAGAAGGAGAGAGGUCUUCCCGAAGACUCGGGCCUUACCAAAGUGUCUAGCAUAUCCACCGAGUCUCAAAGAGGCUCACCCUUGAUCUGCUUCCCGGGCGGACGUGACGGAUACGAUGUCCCACGAGCCACGGGAUCGAUAGCCGAUCCCGUUCCCGGCAUGUUCUCGCAAAGGUUCUGA